Molecule: messenger RNA, 1932 nt
Organism: Lactuca virosa
Lineage: Eukaryota; Viridiplantae; Streptophyta; Magnoliopsida; Asterales; Asteraceae
Source: the annotation of a GenBank genome assembly
AUGCGAACAAGAAAUUCUUCACUUGCUUCAAUGGCGUCUGCCCUGUGUUUCUUUCUUCUUACCUUUCUCUCUUCUCUCUCACUUAUUUCCUCACAGUAUGUGUUACCCCAACGCUACUUCAUCAACUGUGGAUCAAACUCUAAGAUUAAUUUCACCGGCCGGAAUUUCGUUGGCGACGUCAACCCCUCUGAGUUCUUCGUCUCCGGUGGCCAUAUCGCCGUUGAAAACAACAAUACGGCAAUCAAUACGCCACCUAUUUAUCGAACAGCAAGAGUUUUCGCUAAAAAAUUAUCAUACGAACUGGAGGCAGAAGAAAACAACACUUUCGUCAUGGUACGACUUCAUUUUUCCCCGUUUUCUUCUAAUGAAUUCCAACUUUCUUACUCAAAAGUAGACGUUUCAGUUUCGGGGUUUUCUCUGUUAUCCAAAUUUAGCAUCGGAAACAUGACUGUGAUUAGAGAAUUUAUAAUCCCUAUUGGAUUGGACCGACGGUUCACAAUCGAGUUUACACCCUCCCAUGGCUCAUCUUCUGCCUUUGUAAAUGCCAUUGAAGCGUUCACGACGCCGUCUGAUCUCUUUAAACCCGGCGUCAGCUACCCACGUAUUUCACCCGCCGGAAAAAUUGAUGAUCUGGAGAACUUUGAAUCUGCUUAUGCUUUCAACCCAAUUUAUAGAGUUAACGUCGGAGGACAAACCAUCGGCGUAGACCUUGACACCUUGAGAAGAACUUGGACACCUGAUGAUUCCUUCAUCUACAGCAAUGAACCAGCACAAAAAGUUACUUUUAACGGCUCGAUUAAUUAUUACCUUGGCGUAGCAAGCUCAGACGAUGCACCUGAUGAUGUUUACAAAACGGCCAAGCAAUUGAACAACAGAUUUGUCAAUAUAACAUGGAAUUUUGAUGUUAACGAAAACGCUAUGUACCUGGUUCGAGCUCAUUUCUGCGACAUUAUAAGCAGAGCCCUCAUCAAUUCCAACGAUGACUUCAACUUCUUUGUCUACAGCCACCACAAGGAGGAGAUUCGACCGGUUAGCAGAAUGCAGGCGUUGAAGGCUCCAUUUUACGUUGAUCUGGUAGUGGAGCCGGACUUUUCAGGCCUUGUAAAUAUCAGUAUCGGCGCAAUUCCUGGUAGCAAUCAGCCGGUGUUCUUGAACGGAGUCGAGAUCAUGGAGUUGUUGAAAAAAUCCGGUGUGCCUGAUCUGGCGAACAUCGAGAAGAAAGUAACGAGUGUGUUCAUCAUGGUUGUAUGUGUUCUUGCAGGUUUAGCUCUUCUAUUGCUUUUAUUGGCAGGUUUCUUCAUCGGGUCAAGAUGUGGGAAACUAAAGCAGGUGGUGGUCGGAGCAAAAUCAGAGUCUCACGUGGUGCCAUCAUAUGGUCGGAGUUCAUACACCAGCAUAAACGUCGACUUCACAGUCAACCAUCCAUCACCAAAACUGGAACUCAAUCUUAGGAAGUCGGAUGUUUACUCAUUCGGUGUGGUACUGCUUGAGGUGUUGUGUGCUAGGCCGGCUUUUGACCAUAAACUUCCUCUAGAGGAAGUGAAUUUGGCCGACUGGGCGAUUAAAAAGUUAAAAAAUGGGAAUGUUGAGAAAAUUAUCGAUCCGUUUCUUAAAGAUACGAUCUGUCCAUACUCGCUAAGGAAAUUUAUAGAAAUAGUAGAGAGAUGUUUGAAGCAAACCGGAGACGAGAGGCCGAUUAUGGUUGACGUGUUGUGGUAUUUAGAAUAUGUGUUGAAACUUCAGUUAAUGUCGGUGGAUAAAGAGUCGUAUGAUGGUAGCACAAUCAAUACAUCGUUGCAGUUGCCGAUGUCGAUAAUUGAUCGAUUACCGUCUCAGCUUAAUGAUGAAUCUAAUGUGGAUGAUAACUUGGUGUUGAGUUAUGUGAGUGAAAGCCAAGUGUUUUCACAGUUGAAGCUCGAGGAAGUUCAAUAA